Drosophila rhopaloa is the source of this 1326-nucleotide messenger RNA. RefSeq lists its product as uncharacterized. The record is from RefSeq and is a predicted model, not a curated record. The coding region runs from base 142 to 1248 and encodes 368 amino acids. The transcript has a single exon. Lineage: Eukaryota; Metazoa; Arthropoda; Insecta; Diptera; Drosophilidae. Gene Ontology annotation, molecular function: zinc ion binding.
GCCUUGGCCUGCCAUCGAUAUUUGUCAUUUUUUCGAUUCGAUUUGUAGAAAUUCCAAACCUUAUUGCCCAGAUUUUCGACCAGUUUUUCAGUGCUUGCGCUUAGAGCGAAGUCAGCGCAAGGAUCGAGGAUCACCGGAGCGAUGGGCCACCGCCACAUUUGCUGCGACGGAUGUCAGAGGCGGCACUUCCGGGGUCGCCGCUUCCGCUGCAUGCGCUGCGUGAACUAUGACCUGUGCGGCGAGUGCUACGACCAGCGGAUCGAGACGCAGGACCACCGCUGCUACCAUCCCAUGCAGCUGAUCCUCGAACAGGCCGAUCGGGCGGCUCCGCUGCUCGGCGGCGAUGUGCCGGAUCUGGUCCACCUGUCCAAUUGCUACACCUGUCCGUACUGCGGCCAAUUCGGGCACUCGGCCAAGCGGCUAAUUGAGCAUGUGUGUGGACAGCACCGGCUCGCCGAUGGCUAUGUGGUCUGCCCCAUGUGCGCCGGCCUGCCGACCAUCCAGUUGGUGGCCAUUCGCAACCUGUCGCAUCACCUCCUGCUUGAGCACAUCGAUCACGCCAAUCUCCUGGAGCCGGACACACCGCCCCUGCGCCGGAUUUUGGCUAGGAGUCGCCUUCGCCAACGCCGCCAAUUGCAGCAACAGCAGCACCAGCAGCUGCAACAGCUGCAACAGCAGCCACAGCGUCAGACGAGGGGUUUCGAUAUGAUCCUGCAGCUGGGCCGAGUGCCGGACGACUCUUGGAACCCCGAUCUCCAGCCACCCAGCAUCGUCGAUCUUACAGAGGAGACCAGCAAGCAGGACACUCAACAUUCUCCCAGCUCGACCAUUGUGGAACCAACAAAACGGCACCCCAAGCGGCAUCUUCUGCUGCAGUGGAUCACGCAGCAGGAGCUGCGGUGCCAGGAAACGGAAGUAACCAGAAGUCGGAGGCGGACACACGCCCUCUUCGUCGAGCACUUGCUGGUUUCGAUGCUGUGCUGCGAGGAGCUUCAGCUGCCGAACAAGAAGGCGGGCGGCGCAAGUAGGCGGGAUCGGGAGUGCGAGUGGGAGCGGCAGCACGGACUGUCCAAGGUCAUGUCGCUGAUGUCCUUGCCCUGGACAAGGGCCUGGCAGGCCACCCAGCUGGGCGGCUCGGAGGGGGAGGUCCAGUUCCAGGACGCCAACAGGGAGGAGAUCGAUCUGGGCGAUGGGCAGGGACCGCAAACGGAGCAAGAGAAGGCGGCUACGGAGGAGGCUAUCGAUUAGCUACAUCGAAUUUCGUCUGUUUUUUUCCAAGCAUGUUGCUUUCCAGUUUUGGUUGUGUUUAUAUUUCAAUGCAAAAAU